UCUCUCCAGUAGUUGCCAGUAGGCUCGUUGCGGCCAUCUUGGAUGUGGGCAAGUUAACUGAAGCUCAAGAAAAAACUACGUCCAGGUACCGUAGAGGAAGAAAGCAGCUGAGGCUGCUAGGUUUGUCCCCCGCUGCUUCCCGUAUCAGGUACUGCUGGUGCUGCUCCUGCUGCGUACAAGUGCUGUGUGCUGGAGUUUGAAGCACAUACUACAACAGCUGCCGUAAUGGACGAAUCGGAAGACUCCAAUGUGGCCGCUGCCAUGGGCUUCUCUGGAUUUGGAAAGAAAGCACGGACGUUUGACUUGGAAGCCAUGUUUGAACAAACCCGUAGAACAGCCGUGGAGCGAAGCAGAAAAACAAUUGAAGCACAAGAGAAAGGAGAGGAGGUGAGUGGACAUAUCCCACCAACCGGAGCUGAAUCCAAGAAUGUAGCAUCUGGCUCCGGUCUGAGAUCAGCUGACUCCAGCUCCAGUGGCUCAGAGGACAGCUCUGACGAUGAGCUGAUCGGCCCUCCUGCACCAGCCAGUGUUUCUCAGGAUCCACAUGAUGAAAUGAUUGGCCCUCCCCUUCCUCCCGGUUACAAAGACAGUGAUGAGGAGGAUGAGGACAAUGAGGACGACGAUGAUGAUAACCUUGUGAAAAGGAUUCCAGACUCGCAUGAGAUCACACUGCAGCAUGGUACAAAAACUGUGUCUGCAUUGGGGUUGGACCCCUCUGGUGCGCGCCUGGUGACCGGGGGCUUUGAUUAUGACGUUCGGUUUUGGGAUUUUGCAGGAAUGGAUGCGUCUCUGCAAGCAUUCAGGUCACAUCAGCCAUGCGAAUGUCACCAGAUAAGGUCCCUGCAGUACAGCAACACUGGGGAUCUCAUCCUAGUGGUAGCCGGGAACUCCCAGGCCAAAGUGCUGGACAGAGACGGCUUUCCAGUCAUGGAGUGCGUUAAAGGGGAUCAGUACAUCGUGGACAUGGCAAACACCAAGGGGCAUACCGCCAUGUUGAAUGGGGGGUGUUGGCACCCAAAGAUAAAGGAAGAGUUUCUGACUUGUUCCAACGAUGGAACUGUCCGGACUUGGGAUGUUUCCAAUGAAAAGAAGCAUAAAAGUAUUUUUAAACCGAGAUCUGCGCAGGGCAAACGCGUGACUCCAACAUGUGCCACCUACAGCAGAGAUGGCAAGCUGAUAGCCGCAGGAUGCCAGGAUGGCACCAUACAGAUCUGGGACCGGAAUAUGAGUGUCCACACGAAAUUCCACUGCAGACAGGCACAUGCUCCUGGUACUGAUACUUCUUGUAUUGUGUUUUCCUAUGGCAGUACUGUCCUUGCUACACGAGGAGGAGAUGAUACUUUAAAGACAUGGGACAUAAGAAACUUUAAGAAGCCAAUGCACAUGGCCACUGGACUGACAAACUAUUUCCCCAUGACAGACUGCUGCUUCAGCCCGGACGACAAACUCCUCAUCACUGGAACCUCUGUUAAGAAAGGGGAAGGUAGCGGGAAACUGUUGUUCUUUGACAUGGUGGAUUUCAAGAAGAUUUAUGAAAUUCCUGUCACUGAUGCCAGCGUUGUUCGAUGUCUGUGGCACCCCAAGUUGAAUCAGAUCAUGGUGGGCACUGGCAAUGGACUUGCCAAAGUAUAUUAUGAUCCAGUUAAAAGCCAGAGGGGAGCAAAGUUAUGUGUGGUGAAGUCAAAAAGGAAAGCCCGCCAAGCGGAGACUCUUACUCAGGAUUACAUUAUUACUCCACAUGCUCUGCCCAUGUUCAGGGAGCCUCGGCAGCGGAGCACAAGAAAACAGCUGGAGAAGGAUCGGCUGGACCCACAAAAAUCUCACAAGCCAGAGCCACCAGUCGCUGGGCCAGGUCGCGGUGGGCGUGUCGGCACUCACGGUGGUACCUUGUCUUCCUUUAUUGUGAAAAACAUCGCCCUGGAUAAGACCGAUGACAGUAAUCCUCGGGAAGCCAUUCUGCGCCAUGCCAAAGAUGCAGAACAGAAUCCGUACUGGGUGGUGCCAGCAUAUUCCGUGACGCAGCCCAAUACCGUCUUCGCUGAGGUGGAUUCUGAGGAAGAUGAACCAGACAAUGAGCCAGAGUGGAAAAAGCGUAAAAUCUGAAGAUGGCCGCGUGAGAAUUCAGCGCCAGUGUCCUGCUCCGAGGGGCUGAUUGAUGUAUAGAGUUCUAUGGCUUCCAUAUAUUGUUAUGCAGUGUCUCAUUUUUAUACAAAUAAAGUAAGAUAGAAAACCCCAGUGUA
Molecule: messenger RNA, 2240 nt
Organism: Pseudophryne corroboree (corroboree frog)
Lineage: Eukaryota; Metazoa; Chordata; Amphibia; Anura; Myobatrachidae
Gene: WDR70
Product: WD repeat domain 70
Exons: 19
Coding region: 226-2103 (625 amino acids)
Cellular component (GO): site of double-strand break; nucleus
Molecular function (GO): protein binding
Source: RefSeq, a predicted model, not a curated record